Messenger RNA from Diabrotica balteata, 937 nucleotides. Lineage: Eukaryota; Metazoa; Arthropoda; Insecta; Coleoptera; Chrysomelidae. The record is from the annotation of a GenBank genome assembly.
GGUUUAUCCAGUUCUUUAGUUACUUCGAGGAUUGUAAAACAAAAUGUUCGGGAUUUUCGUUUUCGCCAUUUUUUCUGUCGCUGUUGCUUCAGCUGGCGUACAUAAACAUCAACAUGUGAAAGUCGUAGUUCCCGAGCAGCAAGCUCAAUCCUCGCAUACCCUGGAAAUAGCCGAAGGAUAUGAAAGUGGUGGCUAUGCACCUGGUGAAUUGGAGGCCCACGCAGCAGCGGAAGCGGGAGCUAGUGGAAAUGGAAAAGGCAGUUCAGGAGCAGAAUUGACAAGUUUAGCUCAUAAUUCGGCAGUGCAGGCUAAAAAUGCCGUUAGGAAUCAACAUACCGCCGGAAGCCAAGCCGCUUUCGGAGUCAAAAGUAGUUUAGCCAGUGCUGCUGUUGGAGCUGCCCAAACCGCCCAAGCUGCUCUAGUGGGUAAACAAGCUAUCGUGCAAAACCUUAAAAAGCAAGCAAUCGAAGCUCAGCAGGAAUUGCAAGCCGAAAUUUCACAAUACCACCAACUGGAAGCCGUAUCUCAAGUUGCAGCUCAAGCCUCCCAAGACGCCCACGCCCAACUGAACACUCUUACUGCUGCUCUUGCGUCUGCACAGGCCGGUGCUUCGCACGCUGAACAAGCCGCAGCCGAAGCUGCUAAUGCUGCUGCUUCUCAACACGCGAUGGUCGACGAAGCUAAGCAAAAAGUCGGAAGCAUAUUAUCUCAACUUCAAAACGCUGUAGGUGAUCUACAAGAAACAGAAAAUUCUGCCAUUAAAGCAGCCGAGGCUGCACAUAUUGCACAGUCCAACGCUGCAGCUGCGGGGCUAGCAGUAGCUGCCGCUAGUGCUAAGAAUGGACAUAACGGAGGCGGUUCUGGAGGAUAUCACCAUCACUAUUAAUAUAUGUCGUAGUUUUUACUAGUUUUUUAAUAAAUUUUAGAGAAAGUUAGA